UUGAUUCUGUUAAUCCGGGGGUGUGCGGCCCAGGGGCCAUUUGUGGCCCGCGACAAGUUGUAAAAAUAUCAUAUACCAAGAAAAGUAAAAAAAAACACAACAGCACAGCAAAAAUGGAAACAUCAGCAGUAAUUUUACGAGAACAAAAGUGAAAAUAGAGUAAUUUACGAAAAUAACGUAAUAUGAUGAGGAAAAAUAUAAAAGCAUAAAGCUGAAAUAUUAAGAAAAACACCCUAUUUUUUAAAGUCAUCAUAUUGUGACAAACAAAACAAUGAAUAGUGAAAUUCUUGGAAAAUUAGGUUGCAGAAAAUUGGAACUAUUAUGGGAAUAAAGUUGUAAUUACGAGAAGAAAAUUUACAAGAAAGUUGAAAUUGUGGAAUUUUCUCUGGUCUCUGUGAUAGAGUGCUUUUGGAGACGAAUUUAUCCAUCUAUUUAGUGCAAAAGGGGAAAUAAUCCUAAUCAUGACGAAGACGAAAUGACAUCACAUUAUUACGUUAUGUUGACCUUUUUUUCCACCUCUAAGAAGCAAAAAAUCGGGGUGUGGUUUAUACACGAUGACAGGUCUGUGACCAGACUCGGACUGAAAAAUAUCAGACAACGCUUCUACAACGCUUCAGCGGAAGAUCACUCGUACUACAAGCCGGGUCACACCGCCUGAACUUUGCUGUAGCGUUCCUGGAGCGGUAAAAAAAAAAAUGAAUCACCGCUCGUUCACCACCGUUUAACAGAAGUUGGACCCCGUUAAGGCAACGCCGUAUCCGCUCGGCCACCGCUGAUGGUCCCUCCUCCCGCUCCGAAAGUUUUGAGCUGCACAAAAUAUUACGAGCAGCCAAUUUUCCGCCACGGCAAAGUUCAUCACGGCUCUUGCUAGACGCAAGUUCGUGGACGCUUGGGUCCGCUAGGCUAGAAUUUGGCUAUAAAUACCGGGAGACAUUGACCACAAGCGCAUUUGGAAAGCCGUCUGUGGGUCAGGCAGUUGCUUUGGCUUUAGCGCCCUCUGCUGUACAGUUGCUGAAAAUGUUUGGGUGUGCUUGAAUAAACGUUGGAGUUUAUUCAAAUUCACACUGAAGCAAUGCAACAUUAUGUAAUUCCAUUGCAGAUGAAUUGAUGGACUUCUUCUUUUUGAAAUUGCUUCGUACCUUUACGCAUGUUGAUUUGAGAUGAAAGAGUUGGCAAGCAUUUAUGAACUCAACUUUUUUUUUUUCCUCACCGUGAGCCUGAAAAUGGGGGUGCGGUUAAUACACGGGUGCAGUUUAUACACCGUGAUUUACGGUACUCAAAAUAACCACACCUCGCAAAUGGCUUGGCGUUACGUAUGCCUGCCGCCGUAUUCCUGCGCGCUGUCGCCUGAGCAUUCAUGAAGCAUCGUCCACUGUGGAACACGUCCGAAAACAAGAUGGUUGCGGAAGAGUGGCAUUACCGCGAGUGUUCAUCCCACACACGUGAAUGCACAGACGACAGUGCAGGGAUACGGCAGGAAUAGCGCCAAGUGUUUUGUGAGGUCUGAUUUUUUUUUUUGAGAAGGGCAUUUUCAUGACGCAAGUGUGUUACUCUUUUGAACACACAUUAUUUGGACAAGCCAAACUCUUGACUUAAUUGUCCUCCGCAAGAGAAAGGUAGUCCUCCACACGGCUAACAUCUGAUCGGUGCUUUCAUGAUAGCAGUGUCAGUGUGGAUCUUGUUGGAAAAUGAUCCGAUCGGACAAGUCUUGAUGGGCAACUCCUUGGUGAGAGCUACCGUCAACUGCGCCAUGAUUUUGAGUGUCGUGGUCUUCCUUGUGGGCCUCCUGGGAUGCUUUGCAGCCAUCCGUCAAAAGCAGUUCUUGCUCAGCUUUUUCUUCAUGGCCGUCGGCUUCAUCUUCAUACUGCAGCUGCUUUGUCUCAUCGUGGUCUUUGCAAACCGUGCAAAACUCCAAAAGAAAGCCUUCCAUGACCAACUGUAUGAAGCAUAUGAAAACAAGACUCCAGGCCCUCAACCCGCUGUACAGUUAAAGGGAAAUGAGGGAAACAGUGAAGUAACUCCUAAAGAUCAUUGGAAGAGCGUCAUGGUUGAGUUUGAGUGCUGUGGAGUGGACGGCCUAGAAGAUUUGAAGAAUACAACUUUAGAAGAAACUGACAGUUCAGAUCCAUCAGUCAAAGAGCAUAUCUGCUGCACGGUGAUGCAGGUCGAAAAAGAGAAAGAAGUUUGCAAGACAUUCAACAAAGAACACAAUGUCGCCAAAGAUUUUCAGUUGGUGGGCUGUUAUGAAAAAGUCCUUUCCGACUAUGAGACAUACCCCUUUCUUGCUGCAGCGCUGUUCAUUGUGGUACUGACAGUUGAGGUCUCUGCCAUGUUCCUUGCGGUGAUGCUCUACCGGGAAAUCUAGCAGCAACUCCCAUCUGAAGUUUUUCGAGGAAGAAAGAGGAAAUGCAGGCAGAAAGACGAUCAACAUUUGUAAUUUCAUUGAAUUUGUUGUCUAUUUAAUAAUUGUUUGGGGAACACAUGAAAUUCUUAAAACUGUAGUAGUUCACAGUUGGACUUUUGAGUCACUGGGUAACCAAGUAAAACAAUUGAGUUCAGUGGAAACUUAUUUGUGGACAGUGUCUUGUAGAUAAUGUAAUGUACUGUUAUGUGCAUAAUGUACACCUGACAUGAGGACCAAAUAAAGCCUAAUAAGGCACUGCACUGGCUUUUGGAAUCAAGUCAAAUUUGCUCACCUGUUGACAGUUUUUAUAUUUGCAUUGGCUGUUACCCGUUCUGUCAGGUUCAAACAACCUAAGACAUUCAUAAAACAAAGACUGGAGAAA
Molecule: messenger RNA, 2786 nt
Organism: Dunckerocampus dactyliophorus (ringed pipefish)
Lineage: Eukaryota; Metazoa; Chordata; Actinopteri; Syngnathiformes; Syngnathidae
Product: tetraspanin-18-like
Exons: 7
Coding region: 1655-2365 (236 amino acids)
Cellular component (GO): membrane
Source: RefSeq, a predicted model, not a curated record